AGUUAUUACACCCUUUACUCCCAGUUCUUCCCCUCCCAUUCUCAAACCCUAACCGACGAAUUCAAAACCUCCAUAAAAACUUGUAGUUUUAUUCUCUUUCGAACCAAAAAAGAGAGAGAGAAUGAAGGGCUGGACGAAUCUAGGAGUUGUGGAUACGAUAUAUGAAGAGGAAGACAAUGGCUACUCUUCAUCUUCAUCUUCUUCUUCUUCGUCUCUUUCACUUCAACGUAUAGAUCUCUCCUCUCCUUCCCCUCCUCUUAAAUCCAGACUCCAGGAAAUAUGGUCAUUGGCUAGGGAUUCUGCGCCGGAUGUGCUUGUACAUGUGAAAGGAACAAGCUUCCAUCUGCACAAGAAAUUCCGGUUGGUUUGUGAGAUGGAGGCUGCGGCUGCAGGAAGAUCCGUGCGGAGGUGCUGCGUCUCGCCGGUGGUCGGCGGGUCUCGAUCGCUCCGGUCUCCAGAGCGGCGGUUUCUGAGGCUAUCGUCGUCUGGAAUCGGGAGCUCGGAUCGCGGCGCCGGUAGAGUUUUACGGUUGGGCAGGCAAAGUCACGAGAGAUUGAGCUUCCUCCGGCCGAUCAUGGCGGCUGACGAGGCGACUUCCUCGCCGCCCUCGGAUUGCGUCGGUGAACCUCUGCACCAGAUGCCAAUCAACGGAAGAAAGUCGACGAAUAUUGUAUGGCAUGAUUGUCCCGUCACCAAGUCCGACAGACAAGACUUACUUCAUCAAAAGGGAUGUGUCAUUUGGAUCACUGGCCUUAGUGGUUCAGGAAAGAGCACCCUGGCCUGUGCACUAAGCCGGACUUUGUACAGUAGAGGAAAGCUUACAUAUAUCCUCGAUGGUGACAAUGUUCGACAUGGACUAAAUAGCGAUCUCAGUUUCGAGGCAGAUGAUCGUGUUGAAAACAUACGGAGAGUAGGAGAGGUGGCCAAGCUGUUUGCAGAAGCUGGUGUAAUUUGUAUUGCCUGCCUGAUUUCGCCUUACAGGAGGGAUCGAGAUGCUUGCCGUUCUUUGCUUCCAAAAGGAGAUUUCAUCGAGGUAUUCAUGGAUGUGCCCCUCCAUGUUUGUGAAGCAAGAGACCCAAAAGGUCUAUACAAGCGUGCUCGCGCUGGAAAAAUUAAAGGUUUCACGGGGAUAGAUGAUCCGUAUGAACCGCCAUUGAAAUGCGAGAUUAUAUUACAACACAACGGGGACAAGGCUUCUUCUCUGUGUGAAAUGGCUGAGACUGUAGUGUCCUACUUGGACCAUAAUGGCUACCUCAUCGCCUAAACCAAAUUCCUCAACUUUCUAAGUUUCCACCCAUCAAUGGCUCCAUUUCCAGUAACCCAUUUGCACCCAGAGAAAAAAAAAAGAUUCAGUGGAAAUACACUUGCUUCACUGGCCACACUCUCUAUUACAUUAUUAUUACAUCACUUAGAUUCAGUGUCUGAUUUCUAGUGUAUAUUAUCAAAUCCCCUGUACCGAGAUUUUCAGAACACAUUGAUAUCAUGUAACGGUGUAUUAA
This is a messenger RNA of Tarenaya hassleriana, 1499 nucleotides long. Its product is annotated as adenylyl-sulfate kinase 3. The coding region runs from base 122 to 1264 and encodes 380 amino acids. Gene Ontology annotation, molecular function: adenylylsulfate kinase activity; ATP binding. The record is from RefSeq and is a predicted model, not a curated record. The transcript has 9 exons. Gene Ontology annotation, biological process: sulfate assimilation. Lineage: Eukaryota; Viridiplantae; Streptophyta; Magnoliopsida; Brassicales; Cleomaceae.